GUUUUGGGCUCAAGUGGUGCCAAAUCGCAGGACAGACACAAACCAGUGAUGAGUUGCUUUCAAACACAACAAACCAAUUGCGAGGCCGAGACUCUCCGCGUCUUCCGAUUACUCACAUCUCAGGUCUUCGGGAAACUCAUCUCAGGAGAGGCCGACUCGGAGAGUGUGAAGAAUGAGACGCCAGGCCUUCAAUCGGAACAGUCGGUGCCCGACAGCGGAGCCAACGGUGCGGCCAAUGAUUUGCGCGAACAUAUGGUCGGCAUUCUGUUCAGUCAAUCGGGAAAACUAUCGCAUCUCCAGAAACAGGUGUGCGCACAUAUAGUUCAGGCCAUUCGAGUGGAAGCCCUUCGCCAGAGAGAGGAAUGGGAGGCACUGUUGUGCUCGAAGUCGUCGUCGGUGUCAUUGGGCGGCGAAAUCCCGUCCGACGCCUACUGUUUCGAAAUGCUGUCAAUGGUGUUGGCGCUGAGCGGGUCGUCCGUCGGGCGCCAGUACUUAGCCCUUCAGAACGACCUGUUGCUCGACCUCUUGAACCUCUUGCACACCGGAUCCGCUCGAGUCCAGCGACAAGUGAUCGCUCUUUUGCGUCGAGUUUUGCCCGAAAUAAAGCCAUUAGUUUUCGGCAAAAUGUUUGGCAUCCCUUCCCUCCCGCCCCGGGAUGUCAUUGUGUCGAACGAUAAGCACGAGUUCGACAUCCAUUCGGUCGGAAUUCUGGACGUAUUCCUCGCGUGUAUCGCAAAGUCACUGACAGUUCAGACCAAAGUGAAGGGCAGUGUCGGCGGCACCGGUAGUAAGAGUGUGACGACUGUCACGUUGGCCACAGCUAUACACCCGAGAGACCCGUUGGGAGAGCGCUGGUGGUUGAGGGGCUGUCUGUCCCGCAAACUCUCUGAGUGUAUAAUCGGGUUAUUGAAGGACAUGUCGGCCGGAAAGCUGAGCGACUCGUGGGCUGUCGUCACCAAAAACGCUAUUUCCCAGAAUGUCCUCAAUUUGACACUAAUUGAUGAGCGCAUGAGAGGUCCGACGGAAUGCAUCAAAACGCCGACCCUUUGGUUGGCUUUGGCCUCACUCUGUGUGUUAGAGUCAGAACACGCGGAAAGGCUGUCCUCUAGUCAUUGGGUGACUGCCGGCGAUCAGGAGAAUGGGAACCAACAGUCGAGGCCCUUGUGUGACAAUCACGAGGACGGGGAGACUCCGGCUAUCAUUCUGUGCAACAGUUGCGGCAAUUUGUGCGCCGAUUGCGACCGAUAUCUUCACUUACACUCCAAGACCCGAUGCCAUCAAAGACAGAUCUUCAAAGAGGAAGAGGAGGCCAUUCGAGUGGAUCUACACGAGGGUUGCGGUCGAAUCAAACUGUUUUGGGCGAUGGCUUUGGCGGACUCCAAGACAUUGAAAGCGAUGGUUGAGUUCAAAGGCGAGUCGACCAGAACUAAGGCGUCGCUCAUGAGUGGCGAGAAGUCGGUGUCUGCGGCCAUAACAGGCAUCUGUCGCUUCUGUGGCACCACUGGAAACACCGGACUCCUGGCCAUCGGCAACGUCUGCAGUGAAGUCGAGUGUCAGGAGUACGCGAAGAACGCGUGCCAUAAGAGCCUCUCGUGUGGCCAUCAAUGCGGAGGAAUAGCUAACGAACGCAAGUGUUUGCCGUGUCUUCAGGGCUGUAGUGGCGGUCAACUGAGACAAGACGGCGACGACAUGUGUAUGAUUUGCUUCUGUGAGGCCCUGUCCUGCGCGCCGGCCAUUCAGCUCGACUGCGGACAUGUGUUUCACUAUCACUGCGCUCGAGCGGUUCUCGAGAACCGGUGGUCGGGUCCGAGGAUUACCUUCUCGUUCUCCAUGUGUCCGAUCUGUAAGAAUCGUAUCCAACACUCGGCUUUGGAGGAGAUAUUGGCGCCCAUUAGGGGUCUCUACGAAGACGUGCACCGGAAGGCACUCAUGCGACUCGAGUACGAAGGCCUCCACCGGUGCGAAGCCAUCACCGGAAUGGGCGGCCGUUUCCACAACGACGCGGCCAACUAUGCGAUGGAAAGGUAUGCGUAUUAUGUUUGUCACAAAUGUCGGAAAGCCUACUAUGGAGGGGAAGCGCGUUGUGAUGCGGAACUGGGUGUCGGCGAUAACUACGACCCCUCGGAGCUCGUGUGCGGCGGCUGUUCGGACGUAUCGCGCGCUCAGAUGUGUCCCAAACACGGCACCGACUUCUUGGAGUACAAGUGCCGCUACUGUUGCUCUGUCGCCGUCUUCUUCUGCUUCGGCAGCACUCACUUCUGCAACGCCUGUCACGACGACUUCCAGAAGCUCACGAAUCUCAGGGAAUUCCCCAAAUGCCCGGCCGGUCCGCGCGGUAAACAAUUGGAUGGCGACGAGUGUCCCCUCCAUGUCAUACACCCGCCCACUGGCGAGGAGUUCGCCCUGGGAUGCGGUGUCUGUCGAAAUGCUCACACUUUCUAAUUGUUAUCAAUAGUUGUUGUUUUCUAAUCCCUUUCCCAUCCCUUUCCAGUCAUUCGCUGUUUUAUGCAUUAAUUUAUUGAAUCGUUUGUUGACUCCAAUAAUAACUCAUUUGUAUCUCUCAAUGACUCCACGG
This is a messenger RNA of Oppiella nova, 2575 nucleotides long. The record is from the annotation of a GenBank genome assembly. Lineage: Eukaryota; Metazoa; Arthropoda; Arachnida; Sarcoptiformes; Oppiidae.